Exophiala bonariae is the source of this 1026-nucleotide messenger RNA. RefSeq lists its product as uncharacterized. The record is from RefSeq and is a predicted model, not a curated record. NCBI's taxonomy places the organism in Eukaryota, Fungi, Ascomycota, Eurotiomycetes, Chaetothyriales, Herpotrichiellaceae. The transcript is spliced from 2 exons. Gene Ontology annotation, molecular function: lipase activity. Bases 1 to 1026 code for a protein of 341 amino acids.
AUGGCAAGCGCACUGAGUAUUGAUUCAAGCCUAUUCGGCUCAGCAGCGAUAUCAGAUGAAACGCAUGCUUUCAAUCAGUCAUUGAUGGAUAUCAUGUCCAAAGGACCCAAGUGGUAUGAGGUUGGUGCCAAAAGGUAUCGAGAGAUGCGGGCUGCAGGCGAAACACCCUUGCCCAAGGCCACGUAUUUGGACGCAGCAGAGCAAACGAGCAUUCCAUCUCGGGACAAAGGUCGUUCAAUUCCGUGUCGAAUUCUACGCCCGCAGAAUGGGAAACCGAUAAAAGCGGUGUUUCUCCACAUCCACGGAGGCGGCUGGGUGUUACAAGAUGAAAAAUCCCAGGACCCCUUCUUGCAGGACAUUGCCGACAAGACAGGCGUUCUGGCGUUCUCAGUUGGCUAUCGACUGGCACCUGAGCAUCCUUUCCCGGCCGGGCCCAAUGAUUGUUACGAUGCGGCAGAGUGGUUGAUCGACAACGCACAGGAGCAGUUUGGAGCUCCCCUGGGUUUCGUUGGCGGCGAAAGUGCUGGUGGACAUCUUGGUGCGUUGGUCGCCCUGCAUCUCCUACAACAUGCAGAUACUCGUUACGCGCAAUUCCGAUUCAAGGGUCUUCUCCUACACUUCGGGUGUUAUUCCAUGAUCUGGACACCUUUCGUGUAUAACUUCCAGAAGUCGGAGAUCUUGGUACUGGAUCGGGACUUGAUGGACCACUACAUUAAAGUGUUCCUGCCAGGAAUGACAGACGAGGAGAAACGGCAUCCCUCUGUCAGCCCCUUGUUUGCGGACUUGGAAAAGCUCAGGGGUAAAUUACCCCCAGCGCUAUUCACCUGUGGCACCGAGGACUGUCUUUUGGACGAUACCAUGUUCAUGAGUACGAAGUGGUUGAUGGCGGGUGGUGAGGCGGUGGUCAAAAUCAUUCCCGGGGGUCCCCAUGGGUACAUCAUGUUUCCACGUGCCACGAAGGGCAGUGGAGCGGACGAGGGAUUGAAUACAGUAGAGGACUUCAUGCUUUCGAAAUUAGGAGGAUAG